Haliotis rubra (blacklip abalone) is the source of this 1566-nucleotide messenger RNA. RefSeq names its product cell wall protein DAN4-like. The record is from RefSeq and is a predicted model, not a curated record. NCBI's taxonomy places the organism in Eukaryota, Metazoa, Mollusca, Gastropoda, Lepetellida, Haliotidae. The transcript is spliced from 7 exons. The coding region runs from base 1 to 1566 and encodes 521 amino acids.
AUGACGUACACUGUUUGCUGCUCUACAACUACUACUACUACUACUACUACUACUACUACUACCACCACCACUACUGCAACUGUUACUGCAACGCCUCCUACUACGACUACAACUACUUCUAUUACUGCCACUACUACUAUUACUAUUGCUGUCGCUACUGCUACACCGACUACUGCUGCGGGGGUUGUUGAAACACGCCGAGGGGGACGUUCUCCUAUCCUCAACAUCCACGGAGAACGAGUUCGGGUCAACCAGCUGCAAUUGUCACCGACCCGUGUUACAGCCUCCAACAAUGGCAUGCCGCGGCUGAGACAGUCUCCCAGUCGAGGACCGGGACUCUACAAUAGCGGCGACGAGGACAAGGCUACCAUUGUCACUGCUACAUCUACCACUACCAUUGUCACUGCUACAUCCACCACUACCAUUGUCACUACUACAUCUACCACUACCAUUGUCACUGCUACAUCCACCACUACCAUUGCCACUGCUACAUCUACCACUACCAUUGUCACUGCUACAUUCACCACUACCAUUGUCACUACUACAUCCACCACUACCAUUGUCACUACUACAUCUACCACUACCAUUGUUACUACUACACCUACCACUACCAUUGUCACUACUACAUCCACCACUACCAUUGUCACUGCUACAUCUACCACUACCAUUGUCACUGCUACAUCCACCACUACCAUGGUCACUACUACAUCUACCACUACCAUUGCCACUACUACAUCUACCACUACCAUUGUCACUGCUACAUCCACCACUACCAUGGUCACUACUACAUCCACCACUACCAUCGUCACUGCUACAUCUACCACUACCAUUGUCACUACUACACCUACCACUACCAUUGUCACUACUACAUCCACCACUACCAUUGUCACUGCUACAUCCACCACUACCAUUGUCACUACUACAUCUACCACUACCAUUGUUACUACUACUACUACCACCAUUGUCACUACUACAUCCACCACUACCAUUGUCACUGCUACAUCUACCACUACCAUUGUCACUGCUACAUCCACCACUACCAUGGUCACUACUACAUCUACCACUACCAUUGUCACUACUACAUCUACCACUACCAUUGUCACUGCUACAUCCACCACUACCAUGGUCACUGCUACAUCUACCACUACCAUCGUCACUGUACAUCUAGAUGUAGCAGUACACGUUGUUGUCCGGCAGGACACCAUGAGAAUGUCUCGUGGGAAAGUAGAAACAGGCGAGGUUAAAUUCGUGAUGCUGUUGAAUGCAAAGGAGUACAGAAUGAGUGAUGGGCGGGACCCGUUCCCGGUCGGGCUGACGGGGCCCUUCUCUUUGGGUUAUGAAAGAAGCACAUUGUCGUCUGCUAUCGUCGAGCAGAAGCAGACGACAUCCUCCCAGCGUGAAGGAGCCAAUCAGAAAGCAGGACAGGGAAUCCUCGCUGGCGGGACGACGAUUCUCAUUGGUCGACCUUUGUCCAAUAAUGUAAUACUGGGGUUUAUUCACAAGCGGCUGACCGUGGGAAAACCUGAGUCGCAGGCUUCGGCCUGUGGUAUAUGCAGGACAGUGUAA